UUUUUUCUGAGAUGCGCAAACGUCAGGCAACCGGUCACUUGGAUGGGUCGUUGCGGUAACAUGGUUAGUUGCCACAAUGGUUGCGCUGAGUGUGGUCGUGCUGUCGUGCUUGGCUCUCGCCGCCGCCACCGACGUCGACCAAUGUCCAGGUGGGCGGACCGUUGAGACCCUCAGGAGCGACGUCGUUCUGACGCCGUGCAAGAAGCUGCCAUGCAAGCUCAAGAAGAACACCAGACAACACGUCACUUUUAAAUUUAAAACCGAUAAGGAAAUUAAAGAUCUGAAGAACCACGUGCAAGCGGAGGUGUUCGGAGUGCCGCUGCCAUUCGUCGGCGUGGACGGCAAAUCCGUGUGCGACAAGCUGGAGACGGAGGCCGGGGAGAAGGCCUCCUGCCCGCUGGCUGCCGGCACUACCUACAUCUAUAAGGACUCGUUCCCCAUUGAAAGCUUCUAUCCAAACAUAGAAGUACGGGUGCACUGGGCUCUGCAAUCGCACGGGAAAGAUGUCGCGUGUUUUGAAGUACCCGCUAAAAUAGCCAAUUAGUGUACCUAUUGGACAUGUUUUCUUCUUAAAAUAAAAAAAAAUCGACUUAGUAGUUUCGUAACAACUAAGUCCAUUUUGAUGAUUCUUGGCCAUAUUUGGGCAUAAACAGAAUCGUAACGUAAUGUAUAUGUCGCUUAUGAUGAGAGGUUUAUGGUUUAAGUACAUAAGUAUUUAAAUUGUUACAGAAUAAAUAGUUAUAAAUUCUAUUGAGUUAGACUCAGUUACAUCUGAGAUGCGGAGUAGGAAAAAAUAUACACUAAGUAUUGCACAGAAAAACUCAAGUAUCUCAAACAAAAAAGACUAAGCCAUGUUUAUUGUUCAUGCUUUAAAUAGAAUGCAAUAAUUAUUUUAAUAAAUGGAAGACAAGUGUUUAAUAAAACCGCUCGUAGGUACUUA
Cydia fagiglandana is the source of this 940-nucleotide messenger RNA. It is a transcript of the gene Npc2b, whose product is annotated as NPC intracellular cholesterol transporter 2 homolog a. Bases 77 to 544 code for a protein of 155 amino acids. The transcript has 3 exons. NCBI's taxonomy places the organism in Eukaryota, Metazoa, Arthropoda, Insecta, Lepidoptera, Tortricidae. The record is from RefSeq and is a predicted model, not a curated record. Gene Ontology annotation, molecular function: sterol binding. Gene Ontology annotation, biological process: sterol transport.